Phaeodactylum tricornutum CCAP 1055/1 is the source of this 801-nucleotide messenger RNA. RefSeq lists its product with no specific name. Lineage: Eukaryota; Bacillariophyta; Bacillariophyceae; Surirellales; Neidiaceae. Gene Ontology annotation, biological process: DNA damage response; heterochromatin formation; leading strand elongation. Gene Ontology annotation, molecular function: chromatin DNA binding; protein heterodimerization activity. Gene Ontology annotation, cellular component: CHRAC; epsilon DNA polymerase complex. The record is from RefSeq and is a predicted model, not a curated record. The transcript is spliced from 2 exons. Bases 1 to 690 code for a protein of 229 amino acids.
AUGGCUGCUGAUCCAGAGGAAGAGAAGACGCAACCGCCUCCGGCUGCGGUAGAAUUCGAGCCGCCCUUGGCUUGUGUGCGGCGAAUUCUGAAGCACACCUUGCCGUCGUCGACCAACGUUGGUAAAGACGCUUCGGCCGCAUUUGCGAGAGCGAGUGGAAUUUUCAUUAUCUAUUUGACCGCUUGUGCCAACGACUUUGCCCGUACGCACAAGCGACAGACAAUUACAGCCAACGAUGUCCUCGCCGCAAUCAAGGAGCUAGACUUUGACGACUUUUCGACCGACAUGAUGAGUUUUUUGGAAUCGUACCGUGUCUCGGAGAAACACAAGAAGGACGCCAAGGCUAAGGCUGCCGCAGACAAGAAAGAACGCGACGAUGACGGAAGCAAAGAAACUCCCUCAAAACAGGAGGAUGAGGAGAAUGAUGACGACGAUGACGACAAUGACAACGAAGCAAAAGACGAUGAUGACGAUGAUGAUGAAGAAAACUCAGAUCGCAAACGGCACAGAAACGAUGAUGAUGAUGAUAAUACCGCAGCCGAAAGCCCGAAGCAUUCUCCAGAGACAGAAAGUGUUGAGGAGCCAACACUUAAAAAAGCGAAAUUGGGGGAAAAUGUCAAUGCUAAAGAUGAUACAGAGACUGGAGGGAAGGCAGGGACUGGAGCAGAUGAAGACGAGACAGCAGAAUAAGUUUUGAACAAUUUCGUUUCUUUUCAGAUGUGCACACAUAUGAUACUACAUUAUCUCAGUGGAAGGGACGGAAAAUAGUAUAAAUUGGCUAAUGCGCAUUUUAAAAGCUAA